This is a messenger RNA of Diuraphis noxia (Russian wheat aphid), 426 nucleotides long. RefSeq lists its product as uncharacterized. The record is from RefSeq and is a predicted model, not a curated record. NCBI's taxonomy places the organism in Eukaryota, Metazoa, Arthropoda, Insecta, Hemiptera, Aphididae.
AUGAUAAGUUAUCAACUGAAACUUCCAACAGAUUUGAUCACAAAGUAUACGCUCAUGAUAGCAGUCGGAUGCCUGGUGUUGACGAUGUUUCAAAUAAUAAAUAUGGUGAAUUACAUUGGAUCCGUUUACGCCAUUGGAGCAAUCACAACAGGAAGAACAAGUCAUAUACAUAAAGCAAUACUUAUAACGGGGUUCGGAUGCAGUGUAGACAUAAUUCAUUUAAUUUUUCAUAGAUCUAAAUCGAGUUGGAUUUUUGUCAAAGUCGUUCAAUUUCUUAUAUGYCUUCUGGGUGUCUCUUUCGAGAUCGUAACUAUAUUGUCGUUACAUUGCUACUGGAAGUACACCGAAGCAAUACAAAAACAACCGGAAAAAACAUGGGUCCAACAUAAACUGGGYCAGGUAUUUUCCAUAUUUUCUAAAAAUUAA